Musca vetustissima is the source of this 1851-nucleotide messenger RNA. RefSeq lists its product as uncharacterized. Lineage: Eukaryota; Metazoa; Arthropoda; Insecta; Diptera; Muscidae. The coding region runs from base 1 to 1851 and encodes 616 amino acids. The record is from RefSeq and is a predicted model, not a curated record. The transcript has 2 exons.
AUGACUCCGAGACGAAGUCUUAAGCUAUGGUGCAUAGCACUAAUCGUAUGCAUUGUGAUGGCCAGCAUGAUACCGAAUGUGGAAGCCAAAACUAAACGACGUCACAAAAAUAAAACUUCCAGUGGACACAAAACCAGUAGCGGAAGCAGUACCGGAAGUGGAAGUGGUACUACUCACAAGAAACCCCAUACCAGCGGAAGCAGUACCGGAAGUGGAAGUGGUACUACUCACAAGAAACCCCAUACCACGCAGACUGGACACAAAAAACCCUCUUCAGGUGGCAAUAAUGAUAAUCCGCCAGAAAAUAAACCUUCCAAACCAAAUCACCCCCACCAUCAGCCACCAAGCGGAGAAAAUCCACCUCCAGGAACAAAUCAUCCGGGACAAAGUAUACCCGGUAAUAAACAUCCUGCACACAAACAUCCUAGCCAAUCAGGAAAUGGUAAUGAGAAUGGCGAACAAAAUCGCCCAAGCGGUCAUCAUCAUAUAAAUAAGCCACAUCCGGGUAAUGGCGUAAAUAAUCAUCCGAAUAAAUCUCCCACCAAUCAUGGUCAUGCCAAACCAAAUCAUCCUAGCCAAAGUACUCCCACCCAUGCACCACCAAUUAAAAAUCAUCCCAUACAUAGUCAUCAUAAGAAUCAGGAGUCGGAAGGAAUGGAACCAAAUGAGGAAAUAAAACCGAUCCACAAUCACCCACAUCAUAAUAGUCCGAUGAUGGGGCAGUCGGGACAUCAUGGUGUUAAAAAUCAUCCAGCUCAUAGUUAUCCCACGCAGGAACCAGCACAUCCAACACAAAAUUAUCCCAGUCAUGGGGCUGUAAAUCAUAUGCAUGGUGCAGGAUAUCAGCAUCACAACCCCUUGCCACCAAGGGCGCUGUUUGUGCCAGCGGGUGGCAGCUAUCCCACCGCUGGGGUAAUUUAUGUCCAGCGGGCACCCUCAUAUGAUGAUGUGGCUUAUGAGGAGGGCAGAGUUCUGGGUCGCCAAAUUGCCCAAGCCAUUCGCCGUAGAAAUCGCCGCAAACAACAGGAACAACAAAGAGGUAAUAACACCUCCAGUACCACAGCUACCCCUGACAAUGGUCUGCUAGCCGAUGGUCCCCUAAAUCCAAAUGCCGCUCCCUAUGGUGUUGUAUGUGUUCCGGUUAAGGUACCUCAACCUGAUCCUCAAGAUCCCAUGAAAAUGCUUGAAACUGAACAGAAGGUUUGUUAUCCCGCACCACCACCUGCUCCAGGUUCCACACCAAUGCCAUCUGCUCAAAGACCAUUUAUACCGGAAGGAGCCAAUGUUCCAAUGACACCAUUAAACUCGGAACCAACAUCUCUACCCUCAAAUGGACCAAUGAUGUCUGUGCAAUCAGCAAUAGCACCAGGUUUAGGAACAAAUAUGCCAAGUGUGGGACAACAAAAUAAUCCCGCAAUUAUGCCAAUGAUGCCAGCCCAAUCUGCUCCGGUAUAUAUGCCAAAAAAUCCAAGUGUGGUCCAAGAAAAUCCCACAGGAACUGUGCCAAUGAUGUCCGGCCAAUCCGCUCCUGUGUAUGUACCUAAUAAUAAUCCAAGUGAGGGACAACAAAAUCCUGCAGGACCUAUGCCAGUGAUGUCCGGCCAAUCAACACCAGUCUAUGUACCCAAUAUGGCCACAGUGGCGCAACAAAGUGUUGCAUCGGAACAACCUACCAGCAGCGUACAACCUGGACCAGUGUAUAUGCCUCAAAUGAAUAAUAUGCCAUAUGUUUCUGAGGUCGCUGCAAGCAGUGUACAAUCGGCUCCAGUAUAUGUACCUCAAGUCUCCAGUAUACAAGGUGCAACUACGGCAUCGGAUAUGCCGCAGCAAGGUGUAACAACUUUGACCUAA